UGAAACCACCAACAGUAUAUAAAGAUGAAAACUAUUGGUUUAUAUCAAAUUUGCUCUCUAACAACAUCAAGCAUAGCUCCAUUUAUUGUAUCGUAAGUUCAUAAUAUAGGAUGAAGUAUUACCUGUUUAUCGUUGCGUUAAUUUUGGCUUAUGUUCAUUAUACCAACGCAGGAGGUUGUUUCUGCUAUAGUCGAGCUGGUACUUAUUGCGGUUUCCAAAGAGAACACGGUUACAUCGGUGGAGAUUGCUCUAGAGAUAAUAUGUACACCUGUCCGGGUGGCAAUGGAGCAUUAGCGGGUUGGGAAGGUAGAUGCAGACGUGGCCGAUGCACUGGAAGUUCUCCUGCUGGUCGGGAUUACUGUAAUCAUGGAAGCGAGAGAGGCAGGAAGAAGAGAUUUGCAGAAUUGAUUGGUCUUAAGAAAGCUUAAUUUAUUUUUAAUGAAUAUAAAAUAACUGUUAUAAUUAGAUAAAAUUUAGAUUUACCUAUUUUGUCAUAAUUAUAGAUUUCUCAUUACAUUUUUUUUUUCUUUUUGCAAUGACUUAACAUAAUGCUCUUCUAUUCGAAAUAUGACGUUAAUUAUUGACAAUUAUUUUGUUUAUAGUGUUUACGUCUUAUUCCGAAUAUAUCGGACGAUUCCAUUCGGUUGUAAUACAGUAUUUUUAAAGUUAAAUUUGUUUUGUAGAUAUUAAAAUGCAUAUAAAAGGAUUAUAA
Molecule: messenger RNA, 712 nt
Organism: Centruroides sculpturatus (bark scorpion)
Lineage: Eukaryota; Metazoa; Arthropoda; Arachnida; Scorpiones; Buthidae
Exons: 2
Coding region: 111-428 (105 amino acids)
Source: RefSeq, a predicted model, not a curated record